This is a messenger RNA of Hippocampus zosterae (dwarf seahorse), 3299 nucleotides long. Its product is annotated as solute carrier organic anion transporter family member 1C1-like. Lineage: Eukaryota; Metazoa; Chordata; Actinopteri; Syngnathiformes; Syngnathidae. Gene Ontology annotation, cellular component: membrane. Bases 478 to 2697 code for a protein of 739 amino acids. The transcript has 15 exons. Gene Ontology annotation, biological process: sodium-independent organic anion transport; transmembrane transport. The record is from RefSeq and is a predicted model, not a curated record. Gene Ontology annotation, molecular function: protein binding.
CACAAGCGCAAGAUCUGCACCUAUAAAAAUGAACUCUCUUGCUAAAAUAAAUAGUAUGGAGGCAUACAAAAAAGUGUAAAUGAUGUGUCAGUGGAUUUACAGUAUUCAAGUUACGACUCAUCUUAAACUGCUAAUCCCAAUGCAGUGUAAAAAUAGAGAAGUUAUUGCACAAAAGGGCCUGGUCUGAAAUUCCUUAUAAUCAGGAUGCUCCACCUCUCCUCACUUGUUGCUCUGCCCUCCUGGAGGCACUUGCAUGCAUACGGAAUAAAAAUGUGCACGGCCUUUUGUCCCACGACACAAACUGCAGGAUAGCAAGUCUGGCUCGGCAGGUCUGUUUUUUUUUUUCACCCCACCAUGGCCGUUGGCCUCGACAGGAGGGAAGACUCCCCCGAGACAGGCCAGAGGAUGCACUAGAGGCGGCCCAGUUGGAUUUCCACGCAGAGCAGCAAGUUGAAGUGGUGAAAUCCUGACUUAAAGAUGGAGGAAACGUUUGAGGACAGAACCAAAAUGACCAGCCAGCUGGCUCUCUACGUCUCCAACGGAGAGAUUAGCGGAAAACGCCGGCGUGGCAUCUCAACUCUCAAGAUGUUUAUCGCGGCGCUGUCCUUCGCCUAUUUCUGCAAGACCCUGGCAGGAACCUUUGUCAAAAGCUCCCUCACGCAGCUCGAGAGACGUUUCGACCUCUCCAGCUCACGCGUCGGCCUCAUUGACGGCAGUUUUGAGCUGGGCAACUUAUUGUUUCUAGCCGUGGUCAGCCAUUUCGGCGCCAAGAUGCACCGGCCCAGGCUCAUCGCGGCGGGUUCGGUUCUCAUGGCGGCGGGAGCAUUUCUCACCGGAUUGACGCACUUCUUCAUGGGACCCUACAAGUAUGAUACAGUCAUCGCCGCCUUCCAAAAUGAAAGUAUGAACACCGUCACUUGUCUCGGUCCUGGAAAUGACAAGAGUCACUGGAACGAAACUGGUGCACAAGCCUGCGAAAAGGAGUCCAGUUCCAAUAUGUGGAUCUACGUGUUUUUGGGGAAUGCCUUGCGGGGAAUCGGAGAGACUCCUGUUACACCUCUGGGUAUCUCGUACAUCGACGACUUUGCUAAAGCUGAAAACUCGCCAUUCUACAUCGCUUGUAUCCAGACCAUUGCUCUCCUUGGUCCUGUAUUUGGCUACCUCCUCGGGUCCUACAGCGCCAAUCUAUAUGUUGACAUUGGAUAUGUUGAUAUGGAAAGUGUAACCAUCUCUCCAAAUGAUGCUCGCUGGGUGGGAGCCUGGUGGUUGGGUAUGCUGGUGUCCGCCGGCCUUCUCUUCCUCGCCGGCAUUCCCUUCUGGUUCUUCCCCCGCUCACCCGAUGUCAAAGAGGCCAAACCCGUACCCGAGAAGGACAAUCCGAAUCCAAGAGGGGAUUGUACCAACAACAAGCCCGUAACAAAGACAGCAGACGUUGCCAAAGGGUUUCUUUCCUCGCUGAAGCACCUGCUGUGUAAUCCCACUUACUUCCUGCUUAUUUGCGGCAGCACGCUCAAGUUCAACUCCCUCGUUGGCAUGUUCACCUUUAAUGCCAAAUAUAUCGAGCAACAGUUUGGACAGUCGGCAUCCAGAGCCAAUUUCCUCAUUGGGGUGCUGAUGCUCCCGGCCGUCGCCAUGGGGAUCUUUCUCGGGGGUGUCGUGAUGAAGCGAUAUAAGCUCAGUGUUGUGUCAGGGGCCCAGUUCUCCUUCGCAGUGUCCCUCGGCGCCUACCUCCUCCUGUUUCUCAAAUUCUUCACUAAGUGCGACAACAUUCCCGUGGCUGGACUCACCGCCUCAUACAAUGGGAUGCCGGGAGUGUUACGCGGGGGCCAAACACUCUUCUCUGAGUGCAAUAGCAACUGUUCGUGCUCGGCAGACGUCUGGGACCCAGUGUGCUCGGACAGUGGCAUCACGUACACAUCGCCAUGUCUGGCUGGCUGCCUCAGCUACAGCGGAUAUGGCAAAAAAACUGUGUUCCACAACUGCACUUGCGUGUCCGCUUCCUUCCCGGCGGGCAGCAGUACAUCCGUCAAACUGGGGCAGUGCCCCCAAGCCAAAAGCUGCAGCCGCAGUUUCACCUCCUACAUGGCCGUUUCCGUUCUCAGCGCCUUUAUCAGCUCCCUGGGAAUCACGCCUGCUUACAUGGUCACUAUAAGAUGCAUCUCCCCGCAUCUUAAAUCCCUUGCCCUGGGAAUGCAGACCAUGAUCAUUCGGGUUCUCGGUGGAAUUCCAGCGCCGAUUUAUUUCGGGGCGUUCAUCGAUUUGACGUGCCUCAAGUGGUCGGUGAAAAAGUGCGGCGGCAGAGGGGCGUGUCGCCUUUAUGAUUCAGAUAUGUAUAGGGUCGUUUUCCUGGGUCUGGUCUCUGGUAUCAGUGGCGCCUCCUUUUUUUUCACCUUCGCUGUGAUCAUCUUCCUCCGAAAGCAGUUCCGGAAGGAGCAGGAUGAGCCCAAAACCCCCAAGCAAAAGGAACUUCGCAUCCAAUCAAGAGAUCGACUCAGCGCAAGGACCUCGAAGGAUAUCGAGGGGGUUCCCAAUAACGGCUUUGACGCUGAAUGUAACGCGAACGCGGCCGCCCAGAGACUCGGGUCAAGAAGCGACGAGAACGACCGCAAAGUUGGCAAAAAGGCUGAAGCGGAACAUCCUGCGAAGAAACUGACUAUUGUGAAAAUAACUCAUUUGAAAACAACCCAUUCCAACUGAAGUCUUUUUUUUGCCUGAACUGUGUUUUAUUGGUCUUGGAAGUAAGAAGUAUAAUCGGCUAGAGAUGCCACAGGAAGACAGAGAAGCAUUACUUUUGUUAAAAUGAAGCGCCUCAACUCACUUCAGAUCACUUCCUUGGUGGGAAAAAUACAAGAAAAUAAGAUUUGCAGCAAAUAAGGACAACAAUUGUUUCUCAUAGCUGUUCAAAUAAUCAACUCGUGUUGGUGUUAACCCGAUGACCAGCGCCUCAAAAUCUCUGGGUGAAUGCGAUGCGGCCUAACCGUAUCACGCCAGCUCAUUCGUGCUCCCAAAGAUAUUAUACAAUAAUGCAAAAAUGGGUGCGAUAUACAUCGGCGGAGUCAAAAAAGUGCAGUGAAAAUGGCAUAUUUUUGCAUAUUUAUAACGUCAAACCUUUAGCAAAGCAGCAGCCCACAUGAACAAGGUCAUUUUCAUUUCGUGGACUCAUAUUUGUUUUUCAGGCUCGGUGUGUGAGUGGCAUUGUUUUAAGGUGAGGAAGUCUGUGUGCGUGUGCGUGUGAGGAAAUCUUUGGCAGUCGAUCGGCUACGGUAAUGCAUUUAUUUCCAAUAAAAGAUGAUCUGCUA